AUGAGCGCCGAGUGCAGCAGCUACCUUAACGCCGACAAGGUGCUGGUGAGCGGGUUCAGCUGCCCGCGGGCGGGCGGCGACGCUCGCGCCGUGUACUGCUGCGGCUUCCAGGACGUCAAGUAUUGCUGUGAUGACCCCCACAGCUUCUUCCCCUACGAGCACAGCUACAUGUGGUGGCUCAGCGUUGGAGCGCUUGUGGGCCUGUCAAUAGCAGCAGUGGUCCUGUUUGCUUUUAUCAUCACUGUGUGUGUUCUCUGUUACUUGUUUAUCAGCACAAAGCCUUGCAGCAAGCUGGAUACAGGCUUACACUUACAGAUGGCAGGUACAGAGCUGCAUUUUUCACAAGGUCCCCACCAAAAUAAGCUGUUGGCAGAACCAACUGGAUUCAAGAGAUUUCCUCUGCCACAAGGGUGGACUGUGAUCCACAAGAACCUAACCAACUCUGAGUUGUUUCCUGGUUCCUACAACCACAGUUGA
Cygnus atratus (black swan) is the source of this 477-nucleotide messenger RNA. RefSeq names its product shisa like 2A (gene SHISAL2A). NCBI's taxonomy places the organism in Eukaryota, Metazoa, Chordata, Aves, Anseriformes, Anatidae. Bases 1 to 477 code for a protein of 158 amino acids. The record is from RefSeq and is a predicted model, not a curated record. The transcript is spliced from 3 exons.